AUGCUUCGACGUAAACUUUCAGCUGGUCUUCUAAGACCUUCGCUGCCCACUCCACAGAUAGCUUCACCAGGUAGACCUCGUUCUCGGUCGUUAGCUUCUGCAGUCCUUUUAUCUUCCCAACGAAAUUGGAAGUCUGAAACUGUUGUCACUCUCAAAACUGAACUCAAAAAAAGAGGUUUAUCUCAACAAGGUAACAAAGCUACAUUGAUAGCUAGACUCGAAUCAGCUGAGACUUCCUCACUGCUUGGUCCAUUACCACCUUUUCCAAAUGUCAACGUAACCGGAACAAGAUCACUUUCCACUUCAGCAUCGGUAUACCAACCUCCCAAGUCAAAAAAAGAGACCGCUCCUACCAAGGCAGCAAGUGAAGAUGAUCCAAGUGUGAGAACUACUGGACCCGAGGUUUUAGUCUCUUCACCAGCGACAGAAUCGAGGAAGGUGGAUCCAAUUGAACCUGAAAAAAUUACUGUAGCACCUGGUCUGCCGCAGAGUGACGUUGCUUCCACCACUUCAGGCGAGAAGCUGGACCUGGUAUUCCCAAGAAGUCAGGCUGCAGAAGAGAUCGAUCAAGUCAUCCCUUCCACACCUGACAACUACGCAUCUACCUCUGCCCCCUCUCCUGAACCUUCCGUUUCUGCACCAAAGGUACUUACCGUCGCAUCUGCAUCGACUCAUCUUUCCGGAGGACCAGUUCAUGGUGUUCACGAAUCGAUCGAUUCUCAUUCGCUCGAAGCCGAUUCAACACCUUCACUCAAAGAUCUUCCGUCUUUCACCGAAGCUUUGACCAGUGUGAUUGGUGCACCUGGAAGAGCAUGGUCUUCAAUUGGUUUCAAAGCACCUGAAAUCAAUUUGCCCAAAGCGGAAAGCAAAGGAGAGUACAAGUAUGAGAAGCGGAAUCUGAAUGAUGAAGAGAAAAGAGGAGUUUGGGUUUUAGCUGGUGUAGUGGGCCUAGGAUUGGCUUUAGGGGGUGGAGGUAGUGGAAAGAAAGACAAGAAGGGAUUGACACAAAAAGCGAAAGAGCUCAAAGAUCAAGCUACGGGAAACAGGACAGUCAAAGGUGACGCUCAAUGGGAAAAAGCAAGUGGUGCGGGUGUAGUAGGUCAUGGUUCUAGGAAAGAUUAG
Molecule: messenger RNA, 1122 nt
Organism: Kwoniella shivajii
Lineage: Eukaryota; Fungi; Basidiomycota; Tremellomycetes; Tremellales; Cryptococcaceae
Exons: 3
Coding region: 1-1122 (373 amino acids)
Source: RefSeq, a predicted model, not a curated record